Messenger RNA from Vitis riparia (riverbank grape), 1328 nucleotides. Its product is annotated as chlorophyllase-1-like. Lineage: Eukaryota; Viridiplantae; Streptophyta; Magnoliopsida; Vitales; Vitaceae. The record is from RefSeq and is a predicted model, not a curated record. The coding region runs from base 65 to 1024 and encodes 319 amino acids. Gene Ontology annotation, molecular function: chlorophyllase activity. Gene Ontology annotation, biological process: chlorophyll catabolic process. The transcript is spliced from 2 exons.
CAUUCUCUCCGAUUAUAAAAUGAGAGAUCUAUACCUUGAUUUCCACACACUGUAAAAGGGGGCAAUGGCACUAUUAGGAGGUAAUCCUUCAACGCAGGGAAUCAGGCUUGAUUUGAAGACAACAACCAGUGUUUUUGAGCCAGGAGAUUUGAGUGUGAGUUGCAUUCGAGUGGAGACUUCAAACAUCGCUUCCCCUCCCAAGCCAUUGUUGAUUGUUACACCAACCAUUCAAGGGACAUACCCAGUUCUCUUGUUUCUUCAUGGCUUCGAGCUCCGCAACACCUUCUACACUCAGCUCCUUCAACUCAUUUCUUCCCAUGGAUACAUAGUGGUGGCUCCUCAGUUAUACGGACUAUUACCUCCUUCUGGAAUUCAAGAGAUCAAAUCAGCAGCAGCAGUCACAAAUUGGCUAUCCUCAGGCCUUCAAUCUGUGCUCCCAGAAAAUGUGAAACCAGACCUACUCAAGCUUGCUCUUUCAGGCCACAGCAGAGGGGGAAAGACAGCAUUUGCUCUGGCACUAGGGUAUGCUGAUACAUCCCUCAACUUCUCAGCCCUACUAGGACUAGACCCUGUUGGUGGGUUGAGUAAAUGUUGCCAAACAGUUCCCAAAAUCCUAACCUAUGUUCCUCAUUCCUUCAAUCUAGCAAUCCCAGUUUGCGUAAUCGGCACCGGGUUGGGCGAUGAGCCAAGGAACUGCCUAACAUGUCCAUGUGCCCCAGAUGGAGUGAACCAUGUAGAGUUUUUCAGUGAGUGUAAACCUCCUUGUUCCCACUUUGUGACUACUGAAUAUGGUCACUUGGACAUGUUAGAUGAUCAUCUUUCAGGCUGCAUUGGGGCGAUUUCGGGUUAUAUCUGCAAGAGUGGGAAGGGUCCUAGGGACCCCAUGAGGAGAUGUGUGGGUGGCCUUUUUGUUGCAUUCUUGAAGGCUUAUUUGGAAGGUCAGAGUGGAGAUUUCAAAGCCAUUGUUGAUGAACCUGAUCUGGCUCCUGUGAAGCUUGAUCCUGUUGAGUUCAUAGAGGCAUGAAAUCAUGGAUUCUUUGCUAUGCUAUAAAGAGUGUGACAGCAGAAUUUUUUUUUUUGUUCCUCUUUGGGAACAAAGAUUCAAAUAAACGAAACUAUGUUGUAUUGCUAAUGACCACUAAUAUUCUCAAGACCCAUCAUUUGUGUUAGACUAAGAAUGGGGGAUGAGGUGUUCCAUAUUACAAGAACAUCACAUGUGAGACCAGGGUCAUUUUUGAUGGGGUUUCCACUUAUUAUGUUUGUUUUUUCUCUUACAUGGCAGUGCUUAAUUGAUAAUAAAAAUGCAGUACAAUGAUUCUUGGCUUUCA